AUGCCGCCAAAAAAGCGGAUAAGAGAAGGGAAUUCAUCAUCAAUCGGAAGAGAUGAUGCCGUGCAAUCGACAACAUCGGGAAAUGAAAAGGUGAUUCUUUCGUCGGGAACUGAAAUUCAAAGUGCCUCUCAGCCGACAAUUCGAAUUCGACCUUAUAAACAUAUAAGGGACAAAGUUUUGCAAUGCGUUAAGACCGCGUUUCAAGCGCAGGGCAACAUUCCAGAGCACACGGCGACAUCAAUUCGAUUCCUUCUGUCAGCGAUGAAUCAUAUAAGAAGAACGGAUGACCGAGAAGCUCUGGCGGCAUUUUUCAACGAGCUUGACAUCAGAUUGUGCAUGAUGUGGGCUGUCAGCACCAAUCAAACGGCUCGAAGCUUCAUGGCAUCGAUUAUUGGAUUUUUAUUUGAGUCGGGAAUUGCGUUGAGACGGAAAAAAGAAGACUUUCUGAUUUUCGACAUAAAAUAUGCGGGUAAAAUCUACAUGUGCCUUCGCAAAUUGAUGUUGGAUCAGCCCAAUGUCCGCUUAAUGGCAAUACGAUCUCUUCUGCUGAUGCAAAAUGAAACUAUUCCCAGCGAUUUUCACGAGGCGAUUGCAGAGCCACCAGCCGAAUUAUUGUUGCGCUCAUUUCGCGAUGUUUCUUGGGAAUGUCGAGAGGCAGUGGUGCAAGGGUUCAUUCCAACGACAGCUGAGCACGUCAAAUUGUUGGCACGUUACGCAUUGUCUGAUAAGUCAUUGAAGGUGCGCAUAGUUGCUCUUCAUAGCUAUGGCAGGCGCUCAAUACAUAUGUCAGAUAUGGAAACAAAGCUCAACGUGGCUUUCAGAUGUUUAACGGACCAUGACAAAACCAUACGUGAUGUUGUCAAAAAACACGUGAUUGAGAAGUGGCUAUUGGAAUUGGCUGACGAAUACAAAAAGAAGAAGCAGCAACAAGAAGAGCCCGAUAUUAUUGAAGUGACUCUGACCGGGGAAAGGGUUGUUGAAGAGCAACCGAUACCAAUAAGGACACAUGCCGGGUAUAUUCAAGCGGCGAGCUGUAUGAUGACCCAUUUUGGAAAUGUGUGCGAUAAGGAGGUUUAUAAAAAGGUGCAUGUGAUAAUGAUGACAGCUCUUGACAGUGUUCGCACUUUGUACAAUAUGAAAAGCGAGUCGAUGGAAUCAUUUGGAAAGGCAAUAUGUGAAGAUAUUGAACCGGAAGACCUGCUAUUUCAUAGAGACAAUUAUGAGAAGGUGCUCGAGGACCAUGGGUACGACAUGGAAAAAUUAACGAAUCAUGUCAUCUUUUGGCGAAUGAUUGUUGAGUUCUUUGCCCAAUACUCGCAGAACAGUAUUGAUAGUAUAUUGGCUAUCGACAGAAUGGUGCCGGAUAUUCUCAAGAUGGUCAUUUUGAUGUAUAAAAAAGCGUGGGUUGAUAUGUUGACCGACGUUUAUUUCACAAUGGGCAAUCCGAAGGAAAUUGUCGACACAGCAACUCAGGAUUUGGUUGCAAUAAAGCAUGGAAAUGGACUGAUCUCUGAGAUAUCAUCGGGAAUCGCUGAAUUGAUAACAAAAUCAUGUUUUGGCGGGGACGUUGACAUGGAUACCGUUUUUACUGAAAUGCCGACACGUCUUAAAGUGUCACCACAAAAAAUGAAUGAUCUUCACGAUAUUGUUAACUAUGAGCUUCCACUAUUCCAUUCUGCGCUCAAAGCUGAUAUUGUACAGCAAUUGGAUACCUUAAUGAAAUUCAAAUAUAACACGCUGAUCAAGCCGCAUCUAAAUGAUGCCAAUAUUGACCUUAGACUCUAUGCGAUCGAAUGUGUUGGAAUAAUUGGAAUGAUCGAUUUUGAUUAUAUCAAAAAUGAAUUGGUUGGAAUAGCGAGAAAUUUUGAUGAACAGCCAAUGGAUAUUAAGUGCUCAAUUGUGACGAUUCUCGGCGAUUGGUGCAUUCACUACCGAGACGUGGAUUUUGUGAGCAAUCGAAUUCGCGAAUUCAAUCUUGAAAUAAUUCAGCAGAAUUCUUUUAUUCCCGAAUUUUUGUGCAAUAUUAUAAUGUCAAAAAAGCCGGAAAUUGAGUUCUCGAAAAUUGUACUCAAAUCAGUUGAAGUACUCGCCAAAAUGCUUCUGAAUUUAAGCAUAGAUCCUGAUGAUGUGAAAUGGCAAAAAAGUUUUAUCACUUUGAUUUCCGUAACCAUCUUUAAAGCCGAUGACAAUUUUAAAUCGGUGUUUCAAUGUUUGGUUUCGGCGUUUUUAAAAUGCUUCGCAGGAAAAUGGGAAAAUCAAAUGUUGGUUGUAAAAAUGUUCAAGCAGUUCUUCAUCGAAUGGAACACAAAUCCGGUGCUUAUUGGCAAAGUCGACCAAAAUGUCGACAUUCACAAACGCCUUAAAAGGACUGCUGAGCUGUUUGCGAUUAUAACGAGACAUUCGUUAUUGGCCCAAUCUGAAACUAUUUUGAGCUUGAUCGAAUUUGGCGCAAUUCCAAAAGAUGAGCUGCGCUUGAUUAUUGAGGGUGUCAACGAGUUGAUUGCGAAUGCCGAUAGUUCGGAUAGCGAGGACUCAAUUGCUCCGCCCAUAGCGAAGAAAAGUGCCUUAAAUCCGCAUGAGUGA
Caenorhabditis bovis is the source of this 2583-nucleotide messenger RNA. Lineage: Eukaryota; Metazoa; Nematoda; Chromadorea; Rhabditida; Rhabditidae. The record is from the annotation of a GenBank genome assembly.